Messenger RNA from Huiozyma naganishii CBS 8797, 1092 nucleotides. RefSeq lists its product as uncharacterized. Lineage: Eukaryota; Fungi; Ascomycota; Saccharomycetes; Saccharomycetales; Saccharomycetaceae. Gene Ontology annotation, biological process: positive regulation of transcription by RNA polymerase II. The record is from RefSeq and is a predicted model, not a curated record. Gene Ontology annotation, molecular function: DNA-binding transcription factor activity, RNA polymerase II-specific; RNA polymerase II cis-regulatory region sequence-specific DNA binding; protein dimerization activity. The coding region runs from base 1 to 1092 and encodes 363 amino acids. The transcript has a single exon.
AUGGGUAGACGGAAAAUUCAAAUAAAAACCAUAGCGGAGAAGAGAAGUAGAACCGUGACCUUCUUCAAGCGAAAAUCUGGUCUUUUGAAAAAAUCAAAAGAGCUCUCCAUCCUUUGCGGGGCAAGGGUUGGUUUGAUCAUCAUCAGCGAAACGGGCAGACUUUAUGAGUUUUGCUCAACAGACAUGAAGGAUUUAAUAGAUACCUAUCUUUACGAUCCAACCAUUAAACAUGUCACCAAAAACACUAUAAACGAUGCUGAACUGGAUGAUAUCAGGGCAUGUAUGAAAAGCGAUGAUGAAUCAAACGAGAGUGAAAUAAAUUCGAACGUUGUUAGGCGAUCGGAUUCAGUGACUGAGCCCGAGAUAGGAGAGACUCCUACUUUCGGUGUAAAUAAACACGUGCCCACGGAGCCGCUACAUUCAGUAAAUGGCCACGCCGACACUUCGAUGAAUUCUACGAAGCGUGAUUCCAUUACCAAAACUUCUAGUACCUCGGGAAGCUCCCCGGGGAAAGUGUUACUUUCUCAGAUAUUAAACAAUGAUUCUAAAAAGACACAACCGGCUAUACCAACACUUUCGAUAAAUCAACACGACCAUACAUCUAGUUACCUAAACAACGAUAGAACGGGAGCAGUACAACCUUCUUCCCUCCCCUCUCCUGAACAAAUGCUAAGUGGUAGGCAAAGCUCGGUGACAUCUCAGUCUGCCGAUGUGAAUACUCAAUACUCACAACAAAGUUUAACAUCGAAUCGGAGUGUUCUGACCAUAGAUACCAGAUUGACCCCUCAAAAUAUACAGCCCCUAUCACCAUAUUAUGGAGAAUAUUUCGUUAUGCCACAAAGGUCUUUCAUCGGAAAUCCGGUCUCUGCGUAUCCAACACCGAAUCCCUAUAUGGGACAAUAUAACAGCCCUGCCAACACCAACGGCGUCCAAAUGACAACAGCAGGAAUAACAUACACAAACUACUUUAACGGAUACCCACCCAUACCACAAAAUAGGAAUGCAGUAAAGUACUAUCCGCCGCAACUCGUGGACGCGUAUGGGAACCCAUCAGACCCUCCAUCAAAGGACUACGAUGGGUACACGAGGUAA